GGUUUAACGUUUCGUUGGGCUGAAACAUCACACAUGAAAUCUGAAUAUAUGAAGAAGAUAUGAACUUCUGUUCUACUAUUUCCCAAUUCAAUUGCGUAAGUUUUGAAGUUUCUAGCAACGAUUUCAAAUUAAACUAUUGAUCGCGAAUCACUGAGGAAUUAGGCCAAAGAGGAGUGGGGGAGUUCAAUGGCGAGUACUGCGUGCUUUAUGAUUGUCAGCAAAAAUGACAUUCCGAUUUACGAAGCUGAAGUUGGUACCGUCCCCAAAAAAGAGGAUGCUGCUCAUCAGCACCAGUUCAUAUUACAUGCCGCUUUAGACAUUGUUCAGGACAUGGCGUGGACUACGAGUGCUAUGUUUCUAAAAGCAAUCGACAGAUUCAAUGACUUGGUGGUGUCCGUUUACGUGACUGCUGGUCAUACUCGACUGAUGUUGCUUCAUGAUUCUCGUAAUGAUGAUGGAAUCAAGAGCUUCUUCCAAGAGGUUCAUGAGCUAUAUAUUAAGGCAAGCUCUGUUAUGUUCUUUAAUAACUCUUCUUAAUCCUCUGUACCUCCCUGGAAGUCGCAUCACCUCAUCGCAUUUUGAUACAAAAGUUCGAGCCCUCGCUAGGAAAUAUUUGUGAAGCCUGCCUUCAAUCUUGCUGUGUUUUUGCUUUCAGGUGUGCUAUUUCACGAAAGGUCUUUCUGGGCAACUUUUUUGUUUCAAUACUGCGGUGACAGAAUUUACAUCAGAUGUAUAAUUUUUUUGAAGAAUAUGUAUUAGCGCCUCUUGUAAUAUCUAUUUUGUUAAAUCCAGAUUAUCCAAUGCUUUGGUCCUUCAUCAUCA
Salvia miltiorrhiza (redroot sage) is the source of this 822-nucleotide messenger RNA. Its product is annotated as transport protein particle 20 kDa subunit-like. Gene Ontology annotation, cellular component: nucleus; TRAPP complex; cytoplasm. The transcript is spliced from 5 exons. The coding region runs from base 187 to 537 and encodes 116 amino acids. Gene Ontology annotation, biological process: endoplasmic reticulum to Golgi vesicle-mediated transport. The record is from RefSeq and is a predicted model, not a curated record. NCBI's taxonomy places the organism in Eukaryota, Viridiplantae, Streptophyta, Magnoliopsida, Lamiales, Lamiaceae.